AUGCCUCGGCGACAAUUUAUCAACGACUUGCAGAAAGCGCAGGACAACGCCACUCCACUUCCACACGGCAUCUUCGGUCUUCAGCAAGGCGACGAUGACGGCCAAUUCGAGUUUGAGUUUCUGGCUCCUACCGAUCCCGCUCAAGAAGCAGUCAAGAUCACCGCACUCAUUCCCGACGUCAGUGAGUACCCGAAAUCGCACGAGUACAUGAUCUUUUGUGGCGAUGAUGCACCUCGCCAUAUCGCUUCCGCCUUAGAGAUCGUGCGCGGCACCAAUCGCAAGACUGUCUUCGAGCUACUGGACAUCGUCUCGGCCACGCUCAAUAGGCUUUCGCCAGAUAAGGACGGAGAUAUCGGCAUGCCAGACUCGCAAGCGGACGAUCUGGAAAGCGAAGACGAGGUUGAUGACGAUGUAUAUGACAGUGAUCACGAGGCAUUCGAGAUUAGUGCUCAGCACACAACGACUGUUCCCACGCCAAACGGCAAGCCUAGAACAACGGGGCGUGCAUUUCGUACCCGCAUUCGUGAGGAUCUGCGUAUCGCCAAAAGUGCAGGUUUCAAAGUCGGUCAUCUCGGCCAUCUGCUCGAUGGCCACAACUCGUUUGUCACCAUUUCUAUUCGCAUGUCAAAGCUUGGCAUAUCAGACGAAGCCAUGCAGGCUUGGCAUAUCGAUCCGAAGGACUAUCUCAUCCUCAUCAUUCAGUAUCCCAAUGGCUAUAAGACCAACGAAGAACUCCAGAGCUGCGACAGCUUACGUCUCGCUCCAAACCUCGGCAUGCGCCUUUGUGCGAGCAAGAAGUACAAGCCGACACUGCAAGAGGCCAUAAAGGCUUUUACAACAGUCAAGAAAAGCGAUCGUGACAGUAUCUCGUCGACUGAUCUACCAUCUGCUGAAGCUCCAGUGGCCGAGGAGGACAACCUCCGCGACACGUUCAUCUCCAAACCACUCAAUGGCUUCUUCCAGGAGCGUCUCGUGCCUCUCCUUCGCUAUCGUAGUGCCGGAUUGGAUUGGUGCGGCGCCGAGAACUGGUUUACAGAGAUCACCAACAAUGGUGCUAGUGGUGCCGACGCUGUUCCCGACAAGUUCUACGAGCCCGAGAAGCUACACAACUCCCUUCCGCCUGUUGCCACAGCUGACCACUACACAGCACGCCGAGUGACGCAAUACUCCUUCCCGUUACUAGCCAUGCAAUUCGCACUUCGGCACUUCAUACGCUGCACAGAGUUCUGCUUGGUCUGCCAUCGGAAGCUCUACAGUGACAUUGAGGCGAUCAAGCCAUAUGUCUGUGAUCAGAGCCUGUGUCUGUACCAGUACAUGACACUCGGCUUCGGUCCUUCCAUUGAGCACGAGAUCAUGACACAGCCUUAUGUCGUCGAUCUUUUGCUAUCUUUCUGUUACAGUAGUGCAAACUCGAAGCGUUUGAAGGACUUUCCAGAUGGCCUCGCGAUGAUGGUACCUCCGAUAGAUCUGGCUAUCUACAGCGCUGGGCCAGAUCUGGCAAGUUAUGGCUAUCGAGUCGGCCGUCAACCACCGGUGGUGGAGAAGAAGGUUGAGCCAGAUGCACUGCCUACGUACGAGGUCGGCUACGACGCUGACAGGCUUGAGCUCAUCUUCUUCAACAUGCCUGAACAUUGUCCGGUCAGAAGAGGCAGUUGGAUCGUGUUGAAGAUGCAAGGCACUGUGGAUGCUUCUGAGGUCCAUUGCAGAGUGGCUGAUGUGACUUACUACCCAACCAUCAGCAUCGAUCCACCUUUGAUCCUACCAACUACUGCAAACUUCGCAACGGCACAGACAACCACCAGCAAGACUACCAAGACUGUGACGCCAGCGACCACACCCAAGUGGGCUCAGGCACGCUUUCAGAUCUACGAGCAGGAUUUCGAGAAGCUCGACAAGAACGGUAAAUGUCUGUCGAUCUGCAAGCUGCUCGACACCAUUCCGAACGUCAAGGAUUUGCAGGACUAUCUGGCCAAGAACAGGCCGGCAGACCUCAAGUUUUGGGUCAACCGUCUCUCGCCAGCAGCACUAAGUCUACUUCGCUGGGUCAUUGCCAGUAAUCGUGCUUGCAUCAUGCAGGUUGAUGGCGAGACUUCAACUGGCCAAGAGCGUCUAUUUGGUAUGAAGGACUAUAUGCAGUUCCGCUUCGCCAUGGGUGCACCAGACAAAGAGCAACGUUUCAUCUCGGAAGUGCGCAAAGUGUCGGAUCGCAAAGAGUCCAAAUUCCCUACCAUGUUUGCUUGGCAUGGAAGUCCGAUCUACAAUUGGCACAUGAUUAUUCGCGAGGGCUUGCACUUCAAGAAUGCCGAUCACGGUCGUGCAUAUGGAGAUGGUGUGUAUCAUGCCAAAGAGGCCAGCACAUCCACCGGCUACUCGGGUAUGGCAGCUUACGGCUAUGGGGGACAAGCAAACACACAAGGCAGAUGGGCUAACAGCUUGCUCAAUGUCAACAGUGCUCUGGCGCUCAACGAGAUCGUCAAUGCUCCGGACGAGUUCCAGUCGUCAAACCCAUUCUACGUCGUACAACAUAUCGACUGGAUCCAGACUCGGUACCUCUUCGUGUCGUGUGUCCCGCCCGACCGCUCUACCAUCUCGAUCGGGCAAGAGAAGAAGCCAUCGAAUGCGUAUUCGCAGGAUCCUCAGCGUACACCUAUGGGUCUUGGUAGUGCCAUUGUAAUUCCUGCUUCGGCCAUCAGAUCUCGGCUGCCUGAGGCGAGUGACGAUGGUGCUCGUACGGCACGUGUGAAGAGUCCAUCCAAGAGACUGAAGGGAUCAGGUGGCUUCGACAACCCGAUUGCCAUCGAAGAUAGUGAUGGCGAUAGUGUUGCUACUGACGCCGAAGAUCUCGAGAUCCUAUUCGAGGAAGCUGAGCCAGAGCCGGAAGUACUGGUCGGUUCGGUCGUUCAGCCAAAGGCGGCUGUCGGAACUCCCACCGACUUCGUGCCUCGCUUGCUUGAUUGGAGCACCUUACCCAUUAUGCCGCAACCCGCGUAUGCCGACAGUGGAGCUACUAAGCGCCUGAUGAAAGAGCUCAACAGCCUCCAGAAGGUUCAGCAGUCGACGCCUGAUCUGGGCUGGUAUAUCGAUGUCGAGAAGAUCGACAAUCCCUACCAAUGGAUCGUGGAGCUUCAUUCAUUCCACGUCAUCGAUCCUACCCUCAAAAUGAUCAAUGAUAUGAAGAAACAAGACGUCAAAUCCAUCGUCCUCGAGAUCCAAUUCCAGGAGGACUUUCCCUUCUCACCACCCUACGUCCGCGUCAUUCGUCCUCGCUUCCUUAGUCUUGGCCAAGGCGGCGGUGGACAUAUUGUUCUUGGUGGAGCAAUGUGCAUGGAGCUACUCACCAACACGGGAUGGUCGAGUGUGUCGUCUAUGGAAAGCGUGUUGAUGCAGAUCAGAUUGGCGAUUGCCUCUGAUCCGCCGGCGAGGUUGGACAUGAGCAGUGGGCGUAGUGGACACGGGCAGGCGGAUUACGGCGUUACGGAGGGUGCAGAUGGUUACAUCAGGGCUUGCAAUGCGCAUGGGUGGAAGAUCCCGCCGGGGUUCAAGGAGAUGGCUUAUGGGAUUCGAGAUGCUGGGUCCGCGCCGCCGUAG
Molecule: messenger RNA, 3588 nt
Organism: Recurvomyces mirabilis
Lineage: Eukaryota; Fungi; Ascomycota; Dothideomycetes; Mycosphaerellales; Teratosphaeriaceae
Exons: 1
Coding region: 1-3588 (1195 amino acids)
Molecular function (GO): NAD+ poly-ADP-ribosyltransferase activity
Source: RefSeq, a predicted model, not a curated record